AUGACUACUAUCGCCAAGACUGUUCUCAUCACAGGUGCCACCCGCGGGCUUGGCCUCGCAUUUGCCAAGCAUUAUUCAAAGGCGGGCUGGAAGGUCAUCGGCACGGCGCGCAAUGUAGAUGCGGCCGACAAGCUCAAGGAGCUGUCGAUCUUUAGGAUCGUACAGCUGGACAUGAGUGACGAAAGUUCGAUUGCCCACAUGGCCAAAGAGCUCGACGGUGUCCCCAUCGAUCUGCUCAUCAACAACGCCGGUGUCGCGGAGCUAGACUCGUAUACCACAGCCACCAAGGAACACUUUAUGCGCCAAUUCGAGAUCAACUCGGUGGGUCCGUUCCUCACUACGCGUGCACUGCACAACAACCUGAAACUGGCUGCUGACGUGCAUGAGCUCGCGGUCGUCGCGUCCGUCUCGACCAUCCUCGGCAGCAUCGAGGCGAAUCUGGACGGGGCCUUUGGUCCGCCUGAGAAAGUCUACUACGACAACUUCAAACUACCGAACGGUGGGCUGUACGGCUAUCGCGCGUCCAAGACUGCGCUCAACAUGAUAAACGCCAAUCUGGCGAUGGACCUUAAGAAGGACAAGAUCGCCGCGAUUGUGCUGCAACCGGGCUACGUCAAAACUGACAUCAACCACCACAACGGCGUCAUCGAGCCCGAAACUUCCGUUGCUGGUAUGACUACGGUGCUUUUGGGGGUCACACUCGAAGACACAUCCAAGUUCUACGACUUCCAGGGGCCUGAGCUACCAUGGUAG
Molecule: messenger RNA, 753 nt
Organism: Phytophthora nicotianae INRA-310
Lineage: Eukaryota; Oomycota; Peronosporomycetes; Peronosporales; Peronosporaceae
Exons: 1
Coding region: 1-753 (250 amino acids)
Molecular function (GO): oxidoreductase activity, acting on the CH-OH group of donors, NAD or NADP as acceptor
Source: RefSeq, a predicted model, not a curated record